This is a messenger RNA of Cuscuta campestris, 1559 nucleotides long. The record is from the annotation of a GenBank genome assembly. NCBI's taxonomy places the organism in Eukaryota, Viridiplantae, Streptophyta, Magnoliopsida, Solanales, Convolvulaceae.
CUGUUUUAAAAAAACCCGUAUUUGUUCUCACAGACAUUCACAGACACCGAACAGAGAAACUUUGCGGGCCCAGAACAAGAAAACUUUGUUUGAAGAAUGAUGUGUUUUUUUUCACUACUACUAUGAAGAACUCCCUAGUCUACUGUUUGAAUGGUAAAAAGGCGAACGAAACGGAGAGAGUUAUUCUGAGCAUCUUCGUCGGAGUUGCUUUCGGGUUCUUCCUCGGUGUGUCGUAUCCGGCUCUAACGUCCAGUAAGAAUAUUUUUAGGAAGAAUGUUAUUAAUAGCCUAAUCUUGCCAGCUAGAGAGUAUGUGAUUCCAACAGCAGGGAGCAGUAAUAACACCUCUGCACAAACUCAAAAUAUUACAAAUUUCACCGAUGGGAUUUGGGUUCGAUCAAACCCGAGAGGAGCAGAAAGAUUGCCUCCUAAAAUUGUCGUUACCGAAUCGGAUUUCUUUCUCCGACGCCUAUGGGGAACCCCUAGCCAGGACUUGGCAAAGAAGCCAAAAUAUUUGGUCACAUUUACAGUGGGUUAUAACCAGAGGAAGAUCAUCAAUGAGGCAGUGAAGAAGUUUUCAGACAACUUUACCAUUUUACUGUUUCAUUACGACGGUCGAACGUCCGAGUGGAACGAGUUCGAGUGGUCAAAGAAUGCCAUUCAUGUCACUGCUAAUAAACAGACCAAAUGGUGGUACGCGAAAAGGUUUCUGCAUCCCGACAUUGUCGCGCCCUAUGAAUAUAUAUUCAUCUGGGAUGAAGAUCUAGGCGUAGAGCACUUUGACGCCGAAGAGUACAUUAAGCUUGUGAAGAAACAAGGAUUGGAGAUUUCACAGCCAGCUCUCGAGCCCCAAAAGGGUGUUGGUAUAACAUGGAAAAUGACUAGGAAGAUGAAAGGCAAUAGUGAAGUUCACAAAGAAACAAAAGAGAGGCGUGGAUUGUGUUGGGACCUUCAUCAACCUCCGUGUGCAGCGUUUGUCGAGAUCAUGGCACCCGUCUUCUCUCGAAAUGCAUGGCGUUGCGUGUGGCAUAUGAUUCAGAAUGACUUGGUCCAUGGUUGGGGUCUUGAUUUUGCACUUCAAAAGUGUGUUGAGCCACCAGCUAGUGACAAGAUUGGAGUCGUCGAUGCUCAACCAAUUGUUCAUCAUGGCAUUCCAUCGCUUUCGGGAAAUAUAGAUAAUGGAGAAUCUAAACGGACAGAGGUGAAAGCGAGGAGUCGAAGAGAGUGGAAAAUGUUUAGGGAGAGGAUAGAAAAUGCAGAGAGGGCAUACUAUAAGUCAUUGGAAGCUGACCUUACAAAUUGUACCAUUUGUAGAGCUCAUUGACUACACCAUGAUAUACAUAUUACAUAUAAAUAUAGAUAGCUAGGAUCAUACAUGAUGACCAUACACAAAAUCAUGAACUUUAAUUAGUAUGACUUUAAACUUUAAUUUAAUUGAUAUAUAGAGAAGGGGGAUUACAAUUGAAUGCUUCUGAUACACAUCCAUUUCACCUCAUUGUUGUACUAAUUGAUAUAAUCCUUGUAGACCAUUAAAUACUAUUACUAAAUUUUAUAAGUUUAU